CCUCAUUCACCGUGACAACGUGAAUGCGUGGUAAUUUCGUGUUCUGAGUCACCGAUUUUCUCGGCGGCGCGCAUCUACGCAAUGAGGCGCGUCGCUUGUAACUACGGAGCGCUACUUUGUGGACGUCCGGCGCUCGUUAGUGGUGGAUGUGAGAGUGGUAUGAGGGGUCAAAGGACGCGCUUGGCGACGCCGUGGUAUGGUUGUGGCUUGGGAAGAGACGGUGAUUGGAAUUGCUGCCUGAGGAUGAGUAAACUGAACAAUGAAUAGGGACGAUCAUGAUUACGGUGACGAUGUUGGCCUGAGGAUGUAUAAAAAGGAGCGAAAGCUACGGAGUUGCAGAUAGUCAUCUCCAUUCUUUUUGGGAAUCCUUAUCUGAAUAUCGCCUUAGGAACCAAUCCUCAAAAUGUCUGACGAAAACUGUGCAAAGGAAUGGCCAAUUCCACCAAUUGGUAGUCCCUGCUGGAUCGAAGUCAUGUCUGAGAAUCCCCCAAAACUGAAGGAGUUUUAUUCUGCCUUGUUCCCUUCAUGGGAAUUCAAGCCGGGCACUAAGGACCAUCCAGAGUCUGAGGUCGCCAUGUUCGAGUUCCAGCAACCGAAAGGUCUUUCGGGAGGCAUCGUGAAGCUACCCGAGGGAUGCAAACGUAGCGAGCACCCCCAAGGCGUCGGCUUUACCAUCUAUUGCUAUGUUACAGAUCUUGAAGCGACGGAGAAGCAGGUGCAUGAGCUUGGUGGAACCACAGUAUUGGGAAAGACGAAGGAGGGCAAUCAUGGGUGGUUCAUGAACUUCAAGGACCCUGAAGGGAAUAGGUUUGCUGCUUAUACUAUGGCCAAGUGAGGAUCCAAGUAGAUAUUUAUGCCGUUUGCCGCGAAGUCUUUUUUCAAUUGAUACUGUUACUGGAGGCGUAUGAUGUUAGUGAAAGCCCAAAGUUUCGGUAUCAGAAGUGGCCCAAAAGAUACAUUGACAAUUGAAACGAAUCUUCAGUCGAUGAAAAUGCUGGCAUUGAAUGAAGAUGU
Molecule: messenger RNA, 1014 nt
Organism: Aaosphaeria arxii CBS 175.79
Lineage: Eukaryota; Fungi; Ascomycota; Dothideomycetes; Pleosporales
Exons: 4
Coding region: 404-835 (143 amino acids)
Source: RefSeq, a predicted model, not a curated record